AAAAUAAUGAAUUUAAAAUGCCUCUCAGAGAGACACACUGCUCAAAGUCAAAUGAGAAAUGUGUAACAUCCAGUGCAAUUAAUGAAUUUAAGUCAAAUACGAAUGUAAAAUGUGUGCAGCUGGCUGCUCCUUGUUUGCUUGAUGAGCAUAAAAAAGAAUUCCGAAGUUCUUUUGUAAAUGUUGAGAAGGAGAACUCCCCUGCUGGCCAGGUCUACUGCUUUGAUUCCCAAUUUCAAUCGCAGUCACUGAGUAAUGAACAAUACAAGAUUAACUCUUCUGGUCAUCAGAGAUUAAAAAGGGUGUUUUCAAAACAACAUGGAACUCUUGGCAGUGAAAGUCUUCAGGUAACAAGCCGAGCUUCAUGUAGACCGACAAGUUUACAAAGCUCCAAGUUGAUAACAGAGCUAGAGACAUCGGAACAAGAACAUGAAUCCAACAGCAGCAUUGGUGAUUUCUCCCCACCGUCAGACACGAACCACCAGAUACAUGUACAAUCCCCAACGGACCCUUUACUUCUCUCCUCCUGGGGCUUGCCCGAGCAGGUCCUGGCCCAGUACCACCGCCGCCACAUCACCCAGAUGUUUCCCUGGCAGGUCGAGUGCCUCACUAAGGGCAAGGUGUUGGACGGGGGAAACCUGGUCUACUCAGCCCCCACCAGCGCUGGCAAGACCCUGGUGGCCGAGCUGCUAAUCUUGAAGAGGGUAUUGGAGACCAAGAAGAAAGCCCUCCUGAUUCUGCCGUUCGUCUCUGUGGCAAGGGAAAAAAUGUUCUACUUGCAGGGCAUGUUUCAAGAUGCAGGAGUCCGUGUUGGUGGGUACAUGGGUAGUGAGUCACCUACUGGUGGGUUCAAGGCAAUUGACCUUGCUGUGUGUACCAUUGAGAAAGCUAACAGUCUUGUAAAUAGACUACUGGAGGAGAACGAAGUCCAUCAACUGGGCAUCAUCGUGGUUGAUGAGCUGCACAUGGUGGGAGAUGCCCACAGAGGGUAUCUCUUGGAGUUGCUCCUCACAAAGGUCCGCUACAUCACCAAGAAGGCACACCACGCUGCAAAGACACCACAGGCAGCCACUGUGGAUAAAAGUGCAACGUGCCCCCUACCCACCAACUCAAUCCAGAUUGUGGGAAUGAGUGCUACCCUCCCCAACUUAGACCAUUUGGCCCAGUGGCUGGAUGCCGACCUCUACCGCACUGACUUCCGUCCUGUGCCUCUGACCCAGUGCCUAAAAGUAGGUCAGGCGAUCUAUGACUCCUCCUUUACCAAGUUGCGGGAGGUGGACCCGCCCCAAGGCCCCACUCGCCGGGGGGAUGAGGACCAGAUACUGUCACUGUGUCUGGAAACACUGGCUGUUGGCUGUUCCGUCCUCAUCUUUUGCCCAACGAAGAACUGGUGCGAGAAGCUGGCUGAGAACUUGGCCCAGGAGAUUGCACGAUUAAAUGAGUGCAUGUCUGUAGAUCUCAACAAGAAAUCACUCCAAGAUGUCCUGGAGCAGCUCAGGAGAAGCCCAGUGGGUCUGGAUGCGGUCCUCAAGAGAACGAUACCAUGGGGUGUAGCCUACCACCAUGCUGGUCUGAGCUUUGAUGAGCGAGAUAUCAUUGAGGGUGCCUUCCGCCAGAUCACAGUCAAGAUCUUGGUGGCCACUUCCACUCUGUCCUCGGGGGUGAACCUCCCAGCUCGGAGGGUCAUCAUCCGCAGCCUCAUGUUCAACAGGAAGGUACUGGACCCUCUAGUCUACCAGCAGAUGGCCGGACGGGCAGGCAGGAAAGGGGUAGAUACUGAAGGGGAGAGCAUCUUGAUAUGUAAGCCCAGUGAGCGAGACAAGGCCGCCCGGCUUCUGCAGGCUCCUCUGCCUCCUGUACGGAGCUGUCUGAAGAAACAAGGACAGGCCUUGAGUAACUCCAUGAAACGGGCCAUCUUAGAGGUGAUUGCCAGCGGGGCUGCUUGUACCCCAGAUGAGGUGUCUUGCUAUGCCAGCUGUACUCUGCUAGCAGUGGGUUUAACACCAGGUCCUACAGAUCAAGAGAACGCACCUGCCAAUGACGGGGGAAGCACAGCAGGGGCCAUCCAGAAAUGUGUCCAGUUUCUGCAGCAACAGGAGUUAGUAAUACUCCAGAAGGUUCAAACCGGUGAAGUAUUUCGGGAAGUAUUCAGACCCACCCAGCUGGGCAGUGCUACCUUAACCUCUGCCUUGUCCCCUGACGAAGCCUUGGUGGUCUUCUCUGAGCUGCAGAGAGCUCGUAAGAACUUUGUCCUUGAGAAUGAUCUCCAUCUCCUCUACCAGGUAACUCCCAUCUAUGACCAAGGCUUCCAGCCUGACUGGUACCAGUUCAUGUGCACCUGGGAGAACCUGCCCACCGACCAGCGCCGUGUGGCAGAGCUGGUGGGGGUAGAGGAGCGCUUCCUGAUCCGGGCCGCCCAGGGUGCCCUCUCCACCCACAGUGCCCGGUUGCAGCACUCGCUGGCCAUCCACAAACGCUUCUACACCACGUUGAUCCUCAAUGACUUAGUGAGAGAGAUGCCAGUGGUGGUGGCUGCCCAGAAGUACGGCUGCGCCCGAGGGCAGCUACAGAGCCUGCAGCAGUCGGCUGCAACGUUUGCAGGUAUGGUGACGACAUUCUGCAGUAAGCUGGGCUGGACCAACAUGGAACUUCUCUUGGCCCAGUUUCAGAGCCGUCUGACCUUUGGUGUGCAGCGGGAACUCUGUGACCUGGUACGGAUCUCUCUCCUCAAUGCCUUCCGUGCCAGGCUUCUGUUCAACAGUGGUUUUGCUUCUGUUGCUGCUCUGGCUGCAGCUAAGCCUUCUGACCUGGAGAAUGUGUUACGACGGGCUGUACCAUUCCAGAGCUCACGUAAAGCCAUCGACGAGCAGGAAUAUGAAGUUGAAGAGAGAAAGCAGUCUCGCUGCAUCUGGGCCACAGGGAGUAAGGGCCUGACGGAGCAGCAGGCUGCCCUAAUGAUAGUCCAGGAAGCUAAGGAUCUUCUCAAGGUAGACCUAGGAGCUCUUGGUGUUGAGUGGAAACCACAAGAAGAUCUUUCACCAAGAUCCGAGGAUGACGGUGAUAGAAGUCGAAACGAAAUGAGGACAUCACUGUCGAGAAUUAAGCCUCCAAGGACUGACUGUGAAACAAAUCAUCAACCCUCAUCUUUUGUCCAGGAAACAGCUGUGGGGAUCAAAUUGAUGCAACAGGAAGGGACUUCUCAACCUAGAAGAUCUGCCAAUGAUGCUGACAAGAUUCAGAAGGAAAGGGUAUUACAGGAAGUAACUCAGCUGCCUAAUACCAACCUUUGUACAUCUGUGGUUUGUUCAAAAGCUACUAACUCAUCAACAGUAGCAGACUACAAUGAAGACCUGCCAAAUGAAUCAGUUGGAACUCUAGGGUCUUCAGGAUCCACCGAAAAGUGCCAGGAGGAUGGGCCUCCACUCCAACCAUCUUCCCUCGGUCAGACUGCUACUCUUGAUACUGUAAUGGAAAAUGAAGCACCACUCUGUGCAUCCUGCUCCCAAACAAAGCCACUAAAGAAUCACAAUUGUUCAGUGCACAAGACUGGUGCAGCUAGUGCCUGUGCUGGGGUACCGGGUCAAGGAACAAUUUUAACAGUUCAUGCUGAUGUUCACUUUGAUGCUUCAUCUUCAGGAAAAACAUGCGUCUGUGCUCCAAAGCCUACAUGUAGCUCCUCCGCAAAAUGUGAAAUCUACCCUGAAAAUGCAUUCAAACCACGGGUACUUGCCCAUGCUUCUAACGACAGUAGGAAGUCCAGUUUAGAGGUGCUUGAUGGCUGCCAUUCUAUUAUUCCAGUUAGUCUCCAGUCAUACAAUCAGUCAAUGGCAUUUACUAGUGAAAAUUCUAUUGACCAGAUCAAUGCCAAUCAAGUUGUGGCUUCAGAAUCACAUGCACGUAGUGUCAUCGAAGGGCCUGCCAAAUGUUGUGCUACAUGUACUCCCAAAGCAGCCAAACAUCAAAACCAACAAGUUAUCCAUCAAACAUCUCCAGAAUUGUUUUCCUGCCCUAACAGUCCUCCAGUCAUCCAAGGCGGGACUCCCAAUCCAAACCAUGAUAAUCCCUCCACCAAGAACCUUGCCCCAAUAUCUCCAGAUUUUUCUCCUCUUGACUCCCAAAUGCUUCAUUUCCUAGAGCAGCAAGAACGUGCUCACCUUUCAGAAAAAUCAGGAACUGGUUUUCAGAGGUCUGUUCCAGCGGCCCAAGAAACACUUUCUUCCGGCCUUCAAAACCAGAAGCAACCUUCUGAGACUACACGCACAAAUGUCAUGAAUUCUGUGAAGCAGGAGCCGCACGUCUCUCUGACCUUUUCUACAGUCGAUCCUGAGGUUCUGAGACUUGUGGAUCACUUCCAUGAAGGGGAGUCUAAUAAAAAGGUUCAACAAGACCAGCAGCUGAAACAGGAUGACGACAAAACUACCAUCUCAUCAUUAAAGACCCAUCAGUCAUCACCGUCUUACUCUCCGCUGGAUUCCCAGGCCUUGCUGUUCAAUGAAAGCACAGCAAGUGAGAUUGAGCCAUCACAUAGCCAGGCAUCAGUCCAUACAAAAAUAGGGGACGGUGGUCUGCACUUUACAUCCUUCCCAACCCUGGACUCUCAGGUUUUGAAGCUCAUUGACGGAUUUCACACCUCUAAAAACGACCUUGAUGCAGAAUCAGCCUCCCCUGCCUUGAAGUCUUACAGCAGGCAACAACUGGCCAAUCAGGGCACCAGCCAAAGGCCAAUACUCAAGAGUGCUCAGAGAAAAAGUAUCGUGAAGAAAAGUUCACACAAGAAACAGAAGCUUGUCUUGACCUUUUGUCAGGCUGAAUCACCAUACUCUGAAUUUUUCCAAGAGGAGGAGAUGUCACUGGAUCUAGCAGAAACUCUUGAGUGUUCCUUUGUCAUUGAUAAAACGGAGCCAUUUUUGGAAGGUGAAAGCACUGCUGAAAAUGCUUCCAACAAGCAUCCAAACACAAAUGUCCAACACCUUAAACCAAAGGGUGGUGAUCCUUGUUGUCUGAGCUACAGACGGCAAUCAGGCUGUGGCAAAUGCGCAGAAGGUUGGGCCUCGGCAAGUGUAGGCAGAGAAGAGCCUCUCGUCUACUCGCAGCUGGAGGCUAACUUGGCUCUUCCACCCGAAUGGAAUGACUCUUUAUCCUUUGAUGAGGAGGGAGGGGCCACUGCACCUCUGCCCAAGUCAAGUCCUGUCCAGAAUGCACAGGUUGACAUUCGUGCGUCUGUUAGUGAAUUUGCAUUGGAGCCCGAGCAGGAACAACAGAUCUUGCCCUCCAAUGGCAAUUUCAACACUUGUAUCAUAAAAACCUCUGCAAAAACCUCACACAUCAGUGAAAAAGGCAGAAGGUCUGUCACAGCACUGAAGAAGAGGCUCCAGUGUAGGAAACCAAGAGUUGGGGAAACAUCUGCCUUGGAUGCCAUCAGUGACCAAUUAAGCCCUGGCACCAUUGAAAUGUUAGAUUUCUUUGCCGGAGAUUCAUUUUCUAGCACGUCUUCACCAGCCACUGAGACUAAAUGCAGGACUCGUUCUUGUAGAAAAAGCAUUAGCCAAAUUGGCAGCAGUGCUAUACAGUCCAAAUCAGUGAGAAGCUCUGCAAAACUUGCCACCACAAAUUUCACUUCUGAAUGCACUAGUGCAAAGACUCUCCUUGCACAUGAACACUUGUCCAAUCAGGGCACAGAACGGACCAAACCCACCAAAGCACAGCAGUUGAAAAGGAGAAGCUCUGAAAAUGUUGAGAAACUAGCAGGAGAGGCUGUGGCAACUAAGAAGCCUUGUCAAGAUCUUUCAAAAGAGAAAAGUCCAUCUACUCAUAAAGGAUCUAACAGGGAAACACCAGACAACAGGAGAAAGAGUGAUGGGGAUUUCAUUUCUCCUACGCCUCCUAAAGAGAAGUCAAACACUCCGAAGCUCCUGAAAGGAACUCCCAAGCACAGACCUUCAAGAGAUCUCUCAUUGAAGGAAAAUACUCCGCAAUCUUUACGUCCUAGAGAGAAAUUAUCAGGUCGCCAAAAGCAGGCUUCAAAACCAUUGAGAGUUUCAAGAAACCUAGAGAGUCGAAAGGAAGUCCAAUCACAGGAGAAAAUAAAAUCCCCGGUUUCAAGGAAGCAGGGUUGUUUGGGAUCGGUGGCAGCAGCUUCCAAGACUCCACAGCUCAAAUCUCCUCUAGGUCCACAAGAUGAUCUGAAUGCGGCACUUGGAGAGUCACAGCUCAAUCUCAAAUGGGAUAGUGACAGCAGCCUGGAAAUUGAGCCUCCCACUCCUUUACGAGGCAAGCCCACUCCUGGAGAGCGUCACUGCACCUUUCCAAGACAUUCGUCCUCUGAAGGAGAAGGAUCUUCUGCUUCAGUCCAACAGACUUCUCCAAAACCUUCGGCCACCCAGGGUAGCUUCACUGUCAUCGAUGUCUGCUCCAGUAAGGAGCUCUUCCAGAUGUUCUUAAAGGAGUGGGGCACUAAAUCCAGGUACUCUCUUUCAGUGGCCUGUGAGAAAUACCAUCCCCCAGUAGAAGACAGAGGAAUCGGAGGGAAUAUCAGACAAGCUGCCCCAAGACUGAAGGAGCAUGAUACAUUGAAUGGCUUCCAAGUUGGAGAUGAGAGCUUGGUGGUGAUUGGUCUGUCAAUUUGCUGGGAGGACAAAGAUGCCUACUUCAUAUCCUUCCAGAAGGAAUUAGGCAGUGUUGAUCCAGACGACAGCUUAGUCCAGCCUCCUCUGGACCCAACCCUACCAGUUGACCAACGCCUGCAUGCAGUGAAGAAGCACCUGGAGUUAGAGAAGAUAUCAGUCCGAAAGAGGUCGCAACAAGUUGUCAGACUGGCAUUUGACUGCAAAGGACAUUACAAGGUGUUGAGUUGUAGUUGUGGUAUUAGCCUUGGUAGUGGGUUGGCAGACCCUAAGGUGGCUCAUUGGCUAAUUAACCCUGGAGCUGAGGAGAGGAACCUGCACGGGCUGGUCACUCACUUCACACCCCAAGAAGCCACACUCUUGGAAGGUAUGAGUGGCGGUUUGGGCUUGGGCAGUCUGGCUCUGGCACCCCAGGAGUCAGGCACGGGCCGUCUCAGGGCAGCCACAGAAUCCGUCCUGGUCUUAGCUCUCAUGGACCACCUGGAACCCACCCUGAGGAAGGAGGGACUUUACAAAGCAUUCACUGAGGUUGAAAUGCCCAGCAUGAGGGUCUUGGCCCGCAUGGAGCUGACGGGUUUUGGCUUCAGCCAGGCUGAGUGUGAGUCCCAGAAGGCUGUCAUGCAAGCCAAGCUGGCAGCUUUGGAGGAGCAGGCCUAUCAGAUGGCUGGUCAUGGCUUCUCGCUCACAUCACCUGACGACAUUGCUCAGGUCCUGUAUGUUGAGCUCCGCCUGCCACCAAAUGGUGACCCCACCCAAGCCUCCACCACAACCACCACCACCCUCCGCAAGACUCUCGGCACCCGGGGCAGCCGACAGCACCUCCCCAAACACUUCAGCACCUGCAAGGUAGCCCUGGAGAAGCUCCGCCCCUUCCACCCACUGCCUGGAGUGGUGCUAGAGUGGCGUCGGAUCACAGCAGCCGUCAGCAAGGUGGUGUACCCUCUGCUGAAGGAGCUACAGAUUGAUGCCCAGUUGGGAGGGGAGAGGAUCUAUGCCUCCUGUCAGACCCACACUGCUACAGGUCGGGUUUGUCUGUUCGACCCCAACCUUCAAGCCAUCCCUCGUGACUUUGAGAUUGAAAUGCCCUCCGCCAUUGGCGAGAGCCCACCCCAGGGUUCAGCGGUGCCCACUGGGCUGUCAUGCCGCACAAGGGCUCGGGUGCGACAGACGCAGGGGAGAGUUCAGCCAAGCAACAAGCGCUGCAUGGACAAGGGAGGUGGUGAACUCGCUCCGUCUUGUGCUGUCAGUGUCCGGCAUGCAUUCUGUCCAUUUCAAGGAGGUGUGCUCCUUGCCGCCGACUACUCUCAGCUGGAGCUGCGGAUCCUGGCUCACCUGUCAGGAGAUGCCAAGCUGGCAGGCAUCUUGAAUGGUGGCGGAGACGUCUUCAAGUGCAUAGCUGCCCAGUGGAAACAGAUAGCGGAGAGUCAGGUCACCCCCAAGCAACGCCAACAAGCAAAGCAGAUAUGCUAUGGCAUGGUGUAUGGCAUCGGAGCCAAGGCACUGGGCCUGCAGCUUGGAGAGUCUGAAGAAGAUGCAGCAGCCUUCAUGGACUCCUUUAAGACUCAGUACGGGGGAAUGAAGAACUACAUCCGGGACACCGUCGAGAGCUGCCGGACCAACGGCUUCGUGCAAACCCUCCUCCGCCGCAAACGCUUCCUACCAGCUAUCACCCACACCAACCCAGCCGCCCGCAGCCAGGCCGAGCGACAGGCUGUCAACACCACCAUCCAGGGCUCAGCCGCUGACCUAGUCAAGGUGGCCAUGGUGAGAAUUGACCGUAGGCUGGCACAGGAAUUCCCGAAUACGAGGCUGACUCACCGGCACAGAGCGGAUGUUAAUACAGGUUUGACUCAGCGAAAGAAGAACCGUAGGGGUGCUGUCCCUACUCCCUCUGGGGCCUUCCUGGUACUGCAGCUACAUGAUGAACUCAUCUAUGAAGUCCACAGGGAGGAUGUCAUUCAGGUGGCACAGCUGGUGAAGGCCGAGAUGGAAUCGGCAAUGGUGCUCAGUGUCAGGCUACCAGUUAAGGUCAAAGUGGGUCCCACGUGGGGGAGUAUGGACGACUUGGACCUCUGAGUGUCAGGCUAUCAUUUAAGGUUGAAGUUGGUCCCAUGUUGGGAGUAUAAUAGAACUGGACCUGUGUCAGGGUACCAUUGAGGAUUUAACUCAAUCAGUACAAUCUGGAGAAUAUUAAAUUUUUGAGGUUAAGAUUUAAGCUUGAUGCUUAAAGUUUUAGGUCCAAAAAGAAUUGGGUCAAAGUUGCUGGAGUAGUGACAAAAUAGUGUAAUGUAAAUGCAUAUGUAUAAGUUUUUUGAUAUCUAAAAUAAGGGCAAAUCUAAGGUCAAUGAACUGUCAUAUUUUUUUUUAAUUGAAGAAUAUCUCAAUAUACUUAAUGCAUAUGUGACAAGUCCAAUCAUAGAAUCUCAAGGCAUUAGAAGUUAGCAGAUAGACUUGGGAACAGGUUAACAGCAAUAUUUUUUGUAAUUUUCAAAUACUUUUACCUGUAUUGUUAUUUUUUUUUGUAAAAUGGCUGUUUCUACUGCAAAAGAGUCAGAGUUCUCUGAGAUGGUACGAAUUAGUGAAUGCCAAUUGAAGUGGGAUCAGUCACCAUGAGGUCUGCACCAUGGCUCGUUGGGGGCAUUGUUUAGUCUUACCAACACAGCUUUUUUUUCAUUUCAAUUUUUUUACCACAGUAGUAUCUUUCAAUUUGUAUUGUAAAUGCUUUAGGAAUGUUUACAAUUUAGAGGAUUUUCCAGGAGGCAAAUGACAGGAAAUUACCAUUAUAUUUUACCAUGAAUUACACUACUAUUCAGUAAUGAAUUCACGUGUGCCUUGCUGUUUUGUCUUUCAUCGGAUGUCAUUUCAAUUUUGUAUAGAAUUCUUUGCUGGAAAAAAUUUUCAGAAUUGUAUGUGUACUUGAAUUAAUAAACUUGCAAUUAUUACAAAUGCCAUUGUGUGAUAACUAAAUUCAUUUCAUUAGUUAUUGGAAACAACCAACAAACUGAACUUUCCUUUUUCCAGUUUGUUAAUAGUGCAUGUGACUUUGGUCAAGAUAUACAUGUACAUGCACAGAAGUGAAAGUAGUAAUCUUGCAGAUCAAUGAACAUUUGUGGAUGACUUUUUUCCAGUGGCCUAGAAAUUCUUUUUGAAGUAAAAGUUUGAAAAUUUUCAGACACUUUAUCAGAUUUUCCUAAUGAAAAAUUUUGUGACUAAUACAGGUUUGAAUGCAAUUUAAACAUUUUGCCUAAAAGUUCUGCUGAGCUCAAAAUGAUUCUGGAAAGCUUUUUAGGAGCAAGAUAAGUUUUCUAAUUCUUGUCAGCAUAUUUAUGAAAUUAUCGAGUGAUUCCAAUUUUCACAUUAAAUAAUACCAUUUUCAUAAUUCCUACUUUUGUAAAAAUGACUUGGAAAUACUACUUUAGGCGCAUGAUAAGGAUAUAUUCAAAGUUGAAUUUAGAAAUUUCACAGGUACAAAAAAUUGCAAGGGGUAAGCCUAGCAAUAAAUAUUUUGGGAGAAAUUUUACUUUUCUCAAAAGGAAGUGCAUUUUCAAAAGUUCUCUAAAGCAUUUUGUAGAUGUAUAAUAUGCAAGGGGUAAGCCUUGCAAUUUUACUAAUUUUGGCCAAAAAAUUUACUUUUCUCAAAUGGCUCGGAAAUACUAUUUGGAGCAAGACAAGUGUCUUUUCAAAGUUCUCUGAGGCAUUUCAUGAAUUCUUUAUGUUUUGAAGAUCUAAACUCUUGAGAAAAUAUGCAAGGGGUUGCCUUGUAAUUUAAUAAACUUCUUGUAGAAAUUUAUUUUUUCUCAAAGUAAUCCAGAAAUACUACUUGGAGCAGGAAAAGUGCAUUAUUUUUUGCAGAAAAUUUGUAAGGACUUGUUUUGGUACAUGCAGAUUUCAACAUGUAAAAUAAUUUGCAAGGGAAUUUCAUUUAAUUUUGGUCUAAAUUUACUUUUCUCAAAAUAACUCAAAAUUACUAUUGAUGCAAAAUAAUUGUAUUUUCAAAGUUCUGAGGCAUUUCAUGAAUUGUAUGUGUGCUGUGGAUCUCAACAUAUAUUGUAGGUAGAUAGGUAAUUGAAUUUUCAAUGCUCCGUGAAGCAUUUUAUACCUCAUUUUGUUUUAUACAAAUCACAAAUAUAAAUAAUUUGCAAAUGGGUAGCCUUGCUGUUUAAUCAAAUUUUGGCCAAAUGUUAAUUUAUCAAAAUGGCUCAGAAAUAAUAUUUGGAGCAAGAUAAUUGUAUUUUUAAAGUUCCUGGGCAUUUCAUGAAUUAUCUAUGUGUUGCAAAUAAUGACAUACAAAAAAAAAAGUUGCAAAGGUUAUCUUUGAAAUGUAAUCAAAUUUUGGUUAAAUGUUACUUUUUAUAAAAAUGACUCAGAAAUACUGUUCGUAGCAGGAAUGGUAUAUGUUCAAAUUCUAUGACGCAUUGUAUGACUUGUUUUGGGGGUGUAUAUACAUAUCUACACAUAUGAAACAGUGCAAGGGUUAGCUUUGAAAUUUAAUUUGAUUUUGGGUAAAAUCUUACUUUUUCCAAAGUGACAAAAAAACUACUCUUCAGAAUCAGAACAUGAAUUUUUAAAGUUCUCUGAAGCAUUUUAUAUAUUAGUUUUUCAAUAUGCAGAUCAGAACGUAAAUAAUUUCCAAGGAAGGGGUUCAAACCUUGUCGUUCUAUUUAUUUUUCACAAAAAUGCUGGUCUUUUUUUUCAAAAUCACUCAGAUUUCUAUUUGAAGCAAGGCGGAGUAGUACGGACUUGAGGCAACGACCCAACUUGAGUAUAACACAAUUUAGGGGAUUCACAAUUUGGGGACUCUGAAGCCCCAAUAGGUAAAUGACUCGAGCCACUGCAAGUAAAUGGCUUAAUUCCAAAAGAGCUGGGUUAUUUGGGCCCAUCUCACUGCUAAGGUGAUUCUCCCCCCCCCCCAAACUCGGCUGUGCCUCACUUAAUUUUUUUGAACUUGGCAUAAUGCAAAGACAUUCCUUUAAUAGGACUCCUUGAGUCUCUCAUCACAAGACCAGACUCCGGUGAAAGUUAAUAACACUCGAUUUCCCAAAAAAUAAAAGCAACUUCUUUGCAAAAUAAUAUUU
Messenger RNA from Acanthaster planci (crown-of-thorns starfish), 11695 nucleotides. Its product is annotated as DNA polymerase theta-like. Gene Ontology annotation, biological process: double-strand break repair via alternative nonhomologous end joining; DNA-templated DNA replication. Gene Ontology annotation, molecular function: DNA-directed DNA polymerase activity; DNA binding. The record is from RefSeq and is a predicted model, not a curated record. NCBI's taxonomy places the organism in Eukaryota, Metazoa, Echinodermata, Asteroidea, Valvatida, Acanthasteridae.